ACUCUGAGUUUUCUAAACCGGCUUCCUGAAAUAGGGCCCAGGUGUUGUCACCAGUAACACAGUAAAAUGGACCGUGACAGUCAUUUUAUGAAGAGUUUCAAUUUAUGGUUCAUGGCGCUUGCACACAAACUAGACAAAGCUAAACGUUCACGACAACCACGAGCUUAGACUGAAGUACGACGUCUCUCGUGGUGGUCCUUUGACGGAGCGAGCAGUGUAAACACGUCUGCACAGACACGCCGUACACUGCUGCACAGACAACUGGAUGAUGACAUGGUGAAAUAAAUCCUGCAUGUAAGCUUUAUGAACUCUUUCAGUGAAACACUGAGUGACGCGUUUACUGGCGCUCAUAAAUGUAAGUGAUGAUCCAGUGAUGAAGGACCAGAGCUGUGCUCGAACCAGGACUCACCUGCUCCGGAGAGAGAGACAGACACUUGGUGACAAACUGAUGAGGCUCCGCGAUUAAACGUCACUGAGAGCGGAAGCCCGGCUGUCACAUGCUUGUCGGUCCGCCUCCCCCGUCCUCAGUCGGAGUCUGGACGCCGAGCAGAGAACAUGUCUGGGUGCGACCGAGUGAUCUUUGAGGCCACUAGGCUGCUGUGCGCCGCCGGAGGAGCUCUGCGGCUCCCGCAGCUAUACGAGGAGCUGCGGCGACUCUGCCGUGUCUCCGAGGAGCUCCUCUGCAAGCUGGUCUAUGGGCAUCCCCGCUUCCUGAUGGUCCGCGGGCCGGAGACGGAUGGCUGGCUACGCCCCGAGGACUGCACGGUGCUGGCGCAGACGUCACUGCGCGUGUGCGUGAGCCACCGGCUCGGGGAGCCGUGCGCAGACUGUGACCAACUGCACCUUUGCAGAUUCUACAUCUACGGAACCUGCAAGUUCGGCAAGGGCAG
Molecule: messenger RNA, 890 nt
Organism: Haplochromis burtoni (Burton's mouthbrooder)
Lineage: Eukaryota; Metazoa; Chordata; Actinopteri; Cichliformes; Cichlidae
Product: protein mono-ADP-ribosyltransferase PARP12-like
Molecular function (GO): metal ion binding
Source: RefSeq, a predicted model, not a curated record